Molecule: messenger RNA, 1803 nt
Organism: Lycium barbarum (goji berry)
Lineage: Eukaryota; Viridiplantae; Streptophyta; Magnoliopsida; Solanales; Solanaceae
Exons: 4
Coding region: 1-1803 (600 amino acids)
Source: RefSeq, a predicted model, not a curated record
AUGGUUCGGGCUGACUGCGGGUGGGACACCCGUCCGGUAUGGGUUUUUGCGCCCGGACCAAACGAAUCAAUCACCGACCACCGGGAAGGUUUCUUUUACGUGUACACUUACCCUUUCACUCUCAAGCUCGACCCUCCGGUCAUCCUGGAAAUGUGUCGGACCUACGACAUGACCUUGACACAGAUUGGUCCGAUCGUUUGGAGGGUCAUAGCAUGCCUCCGGUUGCUGGCCAAUAAUGCCGGGAAGGAGCUUACGCUGGCCCACCUGAUACGUUUAUACUCCCCGAGGCUUUUCCGGGGUGGCGUAAUAAAACUCGCCAAGCGUAGCCGGAAUCCAUUUUUCUCAAAAAUGGACGAAGACAGAGACAGGGGCUGGCUGGAGCGAUAUGUCCGGGUGAAGACCGAGGACAUCAUUCCGGCUGAUUACAUGCCCUUCCCGGAGGAAUGGAACGACAAACCCAAUGGAUGCAUUCCUCCGGUCAUUCGCAAUCUGAGCGAAUGGGUUACUGCGCUCCUUAGCCAGCAUCCCCACGAUAACCGGACAUGGGGCCACCUGUCACGUGGCCGAUGGGUCGCCCAGAACCACGGUCUGCCUAAGGGCUCGGUGGUCCCUAGACCGGAAUCGGCGGCUGCUCCUGCAACGUCGGCAUCCGAGUUUGAUACAGCGGGCUCGUCCCGUAUUCUUGCCGAUGCUGCUAAGAGGAAGAGGCCCUCCGAAAAAGGGCAGAAGCCAAAAAAGAGGGCGAGGAGCGUCACUCGGUCUUUAAGGGACGAAACGGAGCCCGAUAUCAUUAUUCGGAGAGUCGGUGCAACCCCCUCCGUGGCUCCAAUCCCAGAGGAGGCUGUUUCCGUUCCACCCCUACCUUCUACUGGGGAAGGGCUUUUGGUUCCAGCUCCACACUCAGGUGCGGAUGAAAUUCUUUCCCCUGCUCCACUAAGGUCGAUUGACUUCGUCGACAUUUCAGGUGAAACUUCUUCAGAAGAUACUCCCCUACAAAGGACAAGAAGGCUCGGGGAGGCGGCCGCUGCUGAAGCCGAACAAAGGACUGAACCGGCCUCGGAGACCGAAGUCCCCAUAGAGCCUGCUACAACCACGGAGCCCCCGGCCUUUGCUGAAGACACUGAGGCUGCUCCAAGUUCCUCUACUCCGGCUCCACGGGUGGAUGAAUUCGAGGACAUGUUCUCGGGCACUCCUCCUGCAACCGGCGAAGCUGCAGGAUUCGGGCACCUCCCGAUCCCUCGGGCCACGAGGUCGGCCAGCCGGACCUCCGAAUCUGGUGCUAGGGACAGAUUGGUGAGUAUCUUCCCUGCCCCAAGCGUGGAGCGAAUAAGGACAAGAUCGGUUACGGUCACCGUCCCCGAGGACUGCAGCUUUCUUUCCCGCCCGGUGGGCGUGGCGAGCUAUUUGAGGCCUCUUGUCUCUUGGCAGUGCCUCAUUAACGAGGGCAUGCACGCGGGUAACCGGAGUGUGGUGCUCGUCAAUGAGGCCUUCGUCCGUGCCCAACAAGAAGUAGAUGAUCUUAAGGGCCAACUGGAUGCCCAGGGUCGGGAAAUGGAGAAAUACCUGCACCUUCUUAGGGAGAAGGAGGAGGAGUUGAACCGGGCGGCCGCUCUUUCCAACCUCCGACCCGAGAUUGACGCAGCUAAGGACGAAAAUCGUCAGUUAAAGAGUGAGCUGGCCGCUAUGGCCGAUUAUAAUCGGAGUCUCGAAGCUGACAAGAUCGGCCUUAGCCGGGAUAAGACUCAUUUUUCCUCGAGGCUAGAUGAGCUCGAGAUCACCGUUUCUCAACACCGGGGGAGCUAG